AUAUUUUAAAAACAAAAUGAUUGGAAAUCAUUUUGUUCAUUUGAUAAACUCUUUUUAUUCAUAAGAAAAUAUUGAAGAAACAAGAAAACAAAAAAUAAGAGAAAUAAAUUGAAAACACAAUCAACAACACUAUGACAAGUAGUGGAUGUCAAAGUAGAAAUAACAGUACAUGUGACAGUCCUGUAAUAUUGACAAAUAAUAAUAAUCAUCAUCAUCAGCCUAAACAAAUCUCUAUGGGUCGACCACCAAGUUCAAUCAGUCUAAUAACAGAUCAAUUAAAGUUAUCCAGUUUAAAUGAAUCUGAUUCAUGUAUGACUAUGAGAAUGAAGAAAAUGACAAUUGGAAUACCGAUAACAACAACAACAGCAGCAACAUCGACUAAGUCAAUGAAUACACAAUCAAAUGAUAUUCAUUCGGAACAUGACAGUUCAGAGACAAUAAAUAAAUCAAAGCAUACUUCUUCAAUGCCUACACAUUCUAUUAUUGGCUUACAAUCGAAACGUACUCUUACCAGUACUAAUAAUAAUAAUGAUCAUUCAAACAACAAUAAUAAUAAUAAUAAUAAUAGUACAGAUUGGAGAACUGGAUCAAAAGAUUAUCAUCAUUCACGUACUGUACAUUUUCAUGAUGUAUUUACACCGAAUUCUAGUGUUUGUUCUUCUCUUCAAUCUACUAUAUCAGAAAUUGACGAUGAAAAUGAAAUAACUAAUCUUGAACAGAAUUCAUCGUCUCUUCAUGUUUUAUCUGCAAGUGCACCGGCUACAAAUUAUUCAUUCAGUUCUAUGUCAAAUGUAUUCAAAUUCAAUGAAAUACAAUCUUGUCAUCAACACUGUCACCAUCUGCCUCAUUCUCAUCAUUGCCAUCAUCAAAUUCAUAGGAAUACUACUAACACUACUACUACUACUACUACUACUGAUACUACUAGUAAUAAUAACAAUAACACUAUUACACCAUCAACAUAUACAUUCAACUUUUCUUCAUCAUCAUCUUCAUUCCCAUGUUCAGUGGAUGAUAAAAUUGAUCCUAUGAAUAUAUCAAAUAAUCAGCCAUCUAGUAUACCAUCUAAAAUAGUAUGUUCUUCCUCUGCUUCCUCCGCCUCCUUCCUAUUACCAUCAUCUGGAUCAUGUUAUUGUUGUGCAACUUGUUGUUCUUGUUGUCUUCUUGCAAACAAUAUUUCAUCAUAUCCACAUAUUCAAUAUUUAAAUGAUCGUUUACCACCGGCAAAACGUGUUUGUCGUUCAACUAGUUCAAGUAGUGAUAUACAUUCACAGACAUCUUCAUCGUAUGGUUAUGCUUGUCGUCAAUUACCUUUUAACAGCAUCAUGUCAUCAUCUUGUUCUUGUAAUUCUUAUAUACCACCACCACCACCACCGCCGCCAUCAUCAUUAUCAUCAUCAUCGUCAUUAGUCGCGUCGCAUCGUUAUUGUCAUAAAUAUUGUAGCGGUGGUAUUAGUAGUCAUAGUAAUACUAACAACAAUCAGCAUAAUUCUACAAUUCUAAUGAAAACAAUGCAAUCUUACAUGCGAACUCUGCCACGACCAAUUGCAGUACGAUUAGAUUCCAAAGUGAUGUAUAAUGAAAAGUCGAAAAGUUGUACUAAUAUGGAUAAUGUGAAAUUAUUAACACCUAAUGACAAUCAUACUAAUUAUAGCACUUUAAAAAAUCCUAAUCAUGGUGUUAUUCUACGGCCGAAACCAUCCGAUUCAAUAUCUUUUAAUAAAAUCAAUAAUGGAUCACGUGUUAGUUGGCAUCAUCCAUUGUUUAAUUUCGGUUGUGGAACUUCGCAAACUAAUAGUUUAUCUUUACAAACUGAAGCGAACGAGAUCACUAUGCAACAUGAUAAUUCUCCGACAGACAUUUCACAAACACAAUCAGAUAGUUUACAAAAUUCUAUUCAUCCGUGUAAUCGAACUACGCAUAGUAACAGCAGUGGUCAUAGUACUACUACUACAACAACGACUACUACUACCAAUACAAAUUCAAAUCAGUUCAAUCGUGCUCAUCCUCCAAGUCAUAUAGAUAUUAAAGAUCCAAAUGAUUCUUCAUUGUCAAUUCAUGCAUUGCCUAGGUCUAUAUACGUUUAUAAUUCCUUACUGUCUACUGCAAUAGUGUACAAUUACUUUUUGAUCUUGAAAUAUUUGCGUUACAAGAAAUGA
Messenger RNA from Schistosoma turkestanicum, 2156 nucleotides. The record is from the annotation of a GenBank genome assembly. Lineage: Eukaryota; Metazoa; Platyhelminthes; Trematoda; Strigeidida; Schistosomatidae.